Molecule: messenger RNA, 2736 nt
Organism: Ustilaginoidea virens
Lineage: Eukaryota; Fungi; Ascomycota; Sordariomycetes; Hypocreales; Clavicipitaceae
Exons: 3
Coding region: 1-2736 (911 amino acids)
Molecular function (GO): protein binding
Source: RefSeq, a predicted model, not a curated record
AUGGCGUCGCAAUUUGGUGCAACUUUCGUGCCAGGAGGCUUCGAUGACUAUUACAUGCCUGAAGUUGUGGCCCCUUCCCCGCAGAGAGCAACUCCUCAGGUACCCAAAGAUAUGCAAGAUGACUUGCAACGCCUGGAACUUGAGGCAAGUGAUACUGAGAAACGACAAGGGAGGCAGCCAUCUCUCUCGACCUUUCAGCAACAACGCUCCUACACAGGUAGCGAAACAGAAGAACCAGCAACUAGCGCUACCUUGAAUCCUGACGGCGAUACUACGGCGCAUAAAGAUCCCAGGAGCCGAGGAGCCGAACGGAUAGACAUCAUGGGACUAGGUGCUCCAUCCUUUUCCCCUUUUCCGAAAGUCUACGGUGACAAUGUUCCACCAGCCGACGAUGCGAAGGAGGAGAUAUUGUGGAGCGCACGCAAGCACGUUCUUCACUCGCAAAACGUGGACAUGCAGAUUAGUUGGGCUCGCGACGUGCUUAUUUGGGUCGAAAUCGCCAUGGAUGCCACGGCCCGGGAAUUGGCAGACAAACCUCGACCUGCCACGCCUCGAAUCGAGCACGAGCUUCGAGUCGACUCUCUCAACAUUAUCAACUAUCUUGCAGAACAAGAGCACCCAGAUGCCUUGUAUAUACGCUCUAAAUGGCUCGAGUUCGGCAAAUUUGGUCACCGAGUGGACAAGCGCGAAGCAUACAGUGGCUACAAGCGUGCUGCGGAGCUUGGAAAUGCGAGGUCGGAAUAUCGCAUGGGUAUGCUUUAUGAACAGUCCAACGACAUGUCGAAAGCCAAAGAGCAUUAUUACAAAGGCAUGAGUUUGAAGGAUUCGGCGGCACUCUAUCGCAUGGGAAUGAUGAGCUUGCUUGGCCAGCAUGGCGAUGCAAAAGAUUUUCUCGGUGGAUUAGAGCUCAUUCGAGCUGCAGCAAAUAGUUCCGAUGAGGAUGCACCUCAGGGGUCGUAUGUUUAUGGGAUGCUGGUUGGCCGCGACUUGCCCGAUAUUACCAUACCAGACGGAUUACUCCCGCACAGUUUGGAAAAGGCCAAGAUGUACGUUGAAAAGGCGGCAUAUCUUGGGUUUGCCAAAGCUCAACUUAAGAUGGGUCAAGCUUACGAACUCUGCCAGCUUGGUUGUGAGUUUAACCCUUCUUACUCGCUCCACUACUACGGCUUGGCCGCAAAACAAGGAGUUCCAGAAGCAGCUCUUGGGGUGAGCAGGUGGUUUCUUUUUGGCUACGAAGGCGUCUUCAAGAAGAAUGAAGAACUUGCCUUCCGAUAUGCUCAAGAGGCGGCUGCCGCUAAGCUGCCAACAGGUGAAUUCGCUAUGGGCUACUACUACGAGAUUGGCAUACAUGUAAGUCAAAGUAUAUCGGAUGCGUGGAAAUGGUACCGGCUUGCUGCCGAUCAUGGUAACAAAGACGCAUUGAGUCGUUUGGAAUCUCUCAGCCACGAUCAGAGCCUUUCCAAGAAAGAUCACGAAACAAUUGCUUUGACUCGGAUUAAGUCGCAGCAUGGAUCACAAAGAGGCAAGCGGCCGGAGCGUUUCACACAGCUUCAAACGAUGCCCGCUCUUACUGAAGAGACAGCAAGCCCAAUUUCGCCGAAAAAUGACAAUACUCUCAUCCCAUCCACUUCUGGCGAACCAUCUUCGGCAGCUACCGGCUUACCUCGAUUUACGGCACAGCCAUCAGCUGUUUUUAAGCCAAUGCCUGUCUCAGAUCAUGCUACUUUACCAGACCCAUCACGGACGCCAUUUGUCGGUUCGGAAAGACUGUCAGUCCUCAACAUCAGGCUUGACAGUAAUAGCAAAAUUCUAGUGAGGCCAAAUUCCGCGGCGCCGUACCCAGACGAUGAUAAACCUGUGUCUCUCAACGUAAAUCGUCCCCGUUCUACAGCCCCCUAUCCGGAUGAUGAUGUUGGGCUACCUGCCGCUUCAAGACAUGAAUCAGGACUCCAAUCAAGACAGGGAGCAUCAGCUGACAGGCCAUCAAGGGCAUUCGGUAUCAAACCGCAGCCAAGUGGUGGCUCACGUUUAAUACCGUUAUCCCACUCGACGGGUAGUCUACAGCCCCCAAUGCAUCCUAAACCCCCUCGUGGACGGGUUGUGUCUGCGGACUGGGAACGUCAGGCAUCGCCCGAUGGUGAUGGACUAUCAAGUUCUGGACUGCAUUUGACUAGGAAGAUAACUGCAGGAGAUGAUAUUUACAGCAGACCGUCCACGACUCAGCCAUAUCCUGAGGGAAAUGUGCCGCAAAACAGAUUGCAAAACCAACAGUCAAGACACCCAAUUUCAUCUGGAGCCGAACCAACACGAGAACACGGGCCUCGAAUUUCUUCACGCCGCGGAUCCGAGAUGUUACCCCCACUCCCUCCACAAGAUGCUCGAAUGACGACUCAAAAUCACGAGCGCUUUUCAAGGGCACCAGCUGCAACCAGUCGGCUUGAGAGAAUUGGCUCGUCGACAAGUACUCAUCAACCACCAAGAACACCGACCAGCCCCAGCCACGAAAGGUCGAGUAAACCUUGGCCUGGGCAAACAAUAGGUCAAACAAGGAGCGUUUCCCCCAGUGCGGCGUCACGAAGGCCCUUUGAUUCUAAUGAUCAGCCGGGCUCGGUCCCAGAGCACACUGUAACUGCACCCUCAAAUCCAGUGAAGGGCCCGCCAGUCAAAGGGCCGGCUACAUUUGAAGACAUGGGAAUACCACAGGGAAAGCAGGAAGGUGACUGUGUUGUCAUGUGA